AUAAAAACUCCUGCACAUCGGUUGACGCCCGCAAGUCACUUACCGCUCACCCUCACUGGUCGCUUAGCAGUUACCAUUUCCUUUCAGCGCCUACGCCAGUUGGAAAAUCGCCAAUUCCACACUUGGAUAGAAUUUCAAAGACUUUGGAAUGAAGUCAAUCUAAUACUGUGGAGAGCGAAAACUCAUCAUCGAAAUAUCAGGCAGGCGAUUGAUGUGUAUGGACGGGAUAUGCGGAGUGUUCUACGAGACGUGGAAGGCCUAGUAUCGUCUGGCAAAAGCAGAGGAAAUCCCGUUGGUUUUGCACCAGAUCAGGUCUUGAACUAUCAGGGCAGUGCAGUCGCCGGAGAGUCGGGUAUGCCCUCCUCUGCUGCCGCGAAAAACGUCAAGAGUGGACCGAAUUCCAUUGUAAAAGGACAUCACAACGAAAACGGCCAACAGAAACUGAUGAAUUGGUGUGAUAUGGUGCAGAACAAACCUUUGGGUUCGAAAAAAUGCUCUGCUCUGAAGGAAAUUCGUCCUCAAGUGGCUCUGUCGUCACGUUCCAAGCAGGUGCCUGCGAGCACACCU
Messenger RNA from Cooperia oncophora, 567 nucleotides. NCBI's taxonomy places the organism in Eukaryota, Metazoa, Nematoda, Chromadorea, Rhabditida, Trichostrongylidae. The record is from the annotation of a GenBank genome assembly.